AUGCGCAAGAAAGAAAACGGCAGCGAAUGGAGACAGGUCAGGAACCUCGAGUCCCUCGAGACAGAAAAUGAUUCUUAUAUUGAGGACUUAGAGGCGAGAGUGCAGGGCCUUAAGGAGCUCAGUCUGGCAAUGAGGGAGGAGGUGAAGGCCUCAAACAGUCUCCUAGGCUCGAUGAUGGGGCGGUUAGAAGGAGUUCGGAUGUCUGUGCGGAACUCGGUGCGACGCAUGGACCAAAUGUUUAAGUCAGGAGGAGGAUGGCACAUGCUGCACUUGGCAGCGUUUGUUUUGUUCAUCUUCUUGAUCUUCUACUUCUUCUUCGCCAAACUACACCCCGCCGCAGCAACAGCAACUCCAGCAACAGCAGCAGCAGCAACAGUAACAGCAGCAACGGGAACAGGUAGCGGAAAUCUUGCUGCUGCUGCAGUUGCUGCUAAGGCCUCAAAGGCCACGAAGAUGUACUUCGCGCAGCAGCAGCAGCAGCAGCAGCAGCAGCAGCAGCAUCGGGAGCAGCAGCAUCGGGAGCAGCAACUGCUGCCCUAG
Eimeria acervulina is the source of this 540-nucleotide messenger RNA. RefSeq lists its product as hypothetical. The coding region runs from base 1 to 540 and encodes 179 amino acids. The record is from RefSeq and is a predicted model, not a curated record. NCBI's taxonomy places the organism in Eukaryota, Apicomplexa, Conoidasida, Eucoccidiorida, Eimeriidae. The transcript has 5 exons.